Molecule: messenger RNA, 489 nt
Organism: Paramecium tetraurelia
Lineage: Eukaryota; Ciliophora; Oligohymenophorea; Peniculida; Parameciidae
Exons: 1
Source: RefSeq, a predicted model, not a curated record
AUGACUAUCUAUGAAUAUCUCUUAACUCAUAUUUCUUGCAUUUCAAAGAAGUUUCUAUAAUUAAAAGGUGUUAAUCUUCUCUUUAUUAAAUUUAUUCAAAAAUAUAUGAAUUUUCAAUAAUCUCAGGAUAAUCUCAUUUGUUUGUUAUUUUUGUUCCUUUUUAUUUGGAAUAUUUUCAUCUUCACGCCUCUCAAAUUAAUUAAUUAUGAGUCCCUUCUCCUUGCUAUUAAUUUCAUAGUCCUUUUUCAUGUAUAGCCUUUUGAAUCUCAGAUAUAGAUUUCAUCCUAUAUCAAUCUAUUAAAUUUAAGGUUGUUCUUCUCUUUCAUUUUUGUUAGAAAAGCAAUAUUGCCUAAAAUUCUGUUUCUAUAAAAUUUAUACCAGGAGGUACUAGAAUUUAAAACUAUUUCAUAACUGUAGCUUAUUCAAAAUCUUAUUUGUAUUUUGUUUACAGUAAUUAGAGAUACAGUCUUUCAUUCUUGGUCUCCUUGA